Molecule: messenger RNA, 1133 nt
Organism: Hippocampus zosterae (dwarf seahorse)
Lineage: Eukaryota; Metazoa; Chordata; Actinopteri; Syngnathiformes; Syngnathidae
Gene: cryaa
Product: crystallin, alpha A
Exons: 3
Coding region: 168-698 (176 amino acids)
Biological process (GO): lens development in camera-type eye; protein refolding; response to heat
Molecular function (GO): protein folding chaperone; structural constituent of eye lens
Source: RefSeq, a predicted model, not a curated record
CCGUUGAGCAGAAAACACCCGGGUCACUCUUAUCCGCUCGCUCGUUUCAACAUCGUUCUUUGAUCGCUCGCUUCAACCCGCCGGACCCUGAGCCGAGCAGCCCCAUUUAAUCGCCUCAGCCAGAACCAAGCCAAGCUGUACCAGACCAAAACCUCGCAGCGGUCACUAUGGAUAUUGCCAUCCAACACCCCUGGUUCCGACGCGCCCUGGGCUCCAUUUACCCGGCUCGACUCUUUGACCAGUUCUUUGGCGAGGGCAUGUUCGAUUACGACCUCUUCCCCUACACUGCCUCCACUAUCAGCCCCUAUUACAGACAGUCACUGUUCCGUAGCUUUUUGGAUUCUUCCAACUCCGGAAUGUCAGAGGUGAGGUCCGACAGGGAAAAGUUCACCGUCUACCUGGACGUCAAACACUUUUCCCCCGAUGAGCUGAGUGUGAAGGUCACCGACGACUACGUGGAGAUCCAGGGCAAGCACGGAGAAAGACAGGAUGACCACGGUUACAUCUCCCGUGAGUUCCACCGCCGCUACCGCCUCCCAUCCAACGUGGACCAAACCGCCAUCACCUGCACCCUCUCCGCCGAAGGCCUGCUGACACUGACCGGGCCAAAGGUCAGCGGAGGGAACGAAUCCGGCCGUAGUGAGCGCAACAUCCCCGUCACUCGUGACGAUAAGCCCAACGCCGCGGCCUCUUCCUAAAGGCUCGAGUGGUGGGCGUCGACCAAAUGGGAUGGCAGCCUCUUAUCCUCCACUUCAUUCUUCCUCCUUUUCCCUUAUAGAGGACGCAUGGGUCCUUCUUGCUUCAUUCUUUCCUCUCAAGAUGAUUCUGAGCACACUCGUAGAGUAUCACUAGUAGCCUGGUUUGAAUAAAAAUGUCCCUGUAAGGAGACUGAAAUUAACGGUCCUCAUGAUUGUUUGGCUCAAAGGUAACGUCACAAAUAUCUUGUCGCAGAUUUCGGCAAAGUUCUGAACGCCUCGACUGCUUCCAUUCCUUUCUCACAUCCCCUUUGAACCUUCUAUUCUCAUGUCUCCACGAUAUCCUGUCUUUUAGUCUACGCCUUGUUCACUGGAUACCUCGAUACUGAGAAGUCCGUGAGAAAGAAAAACCAUAAUAAAGCUGCAAAAUGAACACAA